Messenger RNA from Bursaphelenchus okinawaensis, 1898 nucleotides. The record is from the annotation of a GenBank genome assembly. NCBI's taxonomy places the organism in Eukaryota, Metazoa, Nematoda, Chromadorea, Rhabditida, Aphelenchoididae.
AUGAGCUUGCCAAAACCUGGAAGUGGAGCUGAAAGAGGGUAACUUGUUGUUUUUGUUUAAAUUAGGGAAGUAUGUGCUUGUUUUGGGACCUGUUGCGCAAGUUUUGAAUUAAUUUGGUCGUUUGCAGUUCAUUCGCUUAUAAUUCUAUCAAAGAUCGUUGGCCGAGAAUCUUGACGAAGAUUAUCGACCAGUUACAUCAGAAACAUGAUUACAUGGUCAAAACCUACGGUGAGGUGAGUUGUUUUUUGUUUACUUUGUUACCUAAACGUUAAAAGUAGCGAAGACAGGCGGUCAAACUGUAUUGUUUUUUAAAGUUGUCUACUAAUUUAUUGAAGGUUAAUUUUUGUUGUUUGUGAUGAUAUUGUACAAUAUUUGUUUCAGACUGGAAACUCUGACGUUAAAGAUGUUAUUCAUCAGAUCUCAAGACUCCGUUAUUUAAUUGCGACUGAUAAACCAUUGGAGUACUUGGAUACAGAAGAGAACGACAAAGCUGUUUGGAACGAUGCUAUUGACAGUUUUAAGAAAAAGGUUUGAUUUGCAUUUUAAAACAUUUUUAAGGAUUGUAAACUCUAUAUUAAUAUAACUAAUUCUAAUUUUUAAGUUAGGAGAAGGUAACGUAUCAUGGUACAAAACUCCAUGGUUGUUCACCGAAUGUUACAUGUACAGACUGCUGCAUGAGUUCUUCUUGAAGUCGCACAACAUCAAAGAUUAUGAUCCAUUCAGGAUUGAAAAGGAAAAGGGAUUCUUUGACAGGUAAUUAGUUGUUUUUAUUUUUUGCGUAAUACUUUAUCCAAGAAAAACCAUUUCUGUUUAGUGAAGCCCAUCUGAUCGCCCUAGGCACAGAAGUUGUGAAGCUAGCAAACGAAGGCCCAGCUACUGAUCUGAAGACUGCCAUAUCAAAACACUUACAGAUUUGCUUAUGGGGUAACAAGGCGGAUCUCUCCUUGACCGGUGGCGAUCCUCACUUUAUGGCCGAUACCUUAUUCAAAGAACUUGACGAUCUAAGGGGAAAUAUUCUGGUUGAUCAUCUUGAUCAAGUGUCUGAAUUCUUGGAGAAGCUGGACAAAAAAGGAACAGUCGAUAUUGCGAUGGACAAUGCUGGACUAGAAGUUUUCACUGAUUUUUGUUUGGCCACUGUCUUGAUUUCUCAGAAUUUGGCCAGUAAAGUCAUCUUUCACGGCAAAGCAUUUCCGUGGUAUGUUUCUGAUGUAACCGAGUACGACUUCCAUUGGACGGUCAAGCAGACGGCUGAACACAAGGAUUCUUAUUUGUCGACUCUUGGUAAACUCUGGCAGAGUUAUGUCAAGAAAGUAAGCUGUUUUACAACGCAGUUAUAUUGACUUUUUGUUUUUAAUAAUUGUUUUGACAUUUAUUGCGUACUUUUGUCAUUUAUAUGAUUUUUUGUGUAAUGUAGGGUUUGAGUUGUGUCUUCAUAGUAAGAAUGACUAUUUUGGGUUUUAGGGAUUGUUCGAGUACCAAACUGGAGAUUUCUAUACUUAUGGCUUUCCUUACUCUGAAAUGAAGAGCUUGAGCCCACAAGUUUAUGAAACUUUGGGCAAAUCUUCUCUUCUGAUCUUCAAAGGUGAUCUGAACUACAGAAAAUUGGUCGGAGAUCUUCAUUGGGAUCCAACAACUUCAUUCAAGGUACGUGUUGGAUAAUAGCCUUCUUUUCUAUAGUAUUUUUAACUUUACAUGUAGUGGUAGAUUAAUUACUGUUUUAGGAGACCAUUCGCGGCUUCGAGCCUACCAACUUUGUCUCUCUUCGUACAUGCAAAGCUGAGACAGUAGCGGGAUUGUCAAAAGAAGCCUACGACAAGGUGGCCAAGAAGUUUGGAAAAGACACGACCUGGAUGGUGAGUAGUGACUACGCCGUGGUACAAUCAUUUUUCAAGAACUGA